This is a messenger RNA of Aegilops tauschii subsp. strangulata, 588 nucleotides long. NCBI's taxonomy places the organism in Eukaryota, Viridiplantae, Streptophyta, Magnoliopsida, Poales, Poaceae. The record is from RefSeq and is a predicted model, not a curated record.
AUGGCGCAGGCACUUGCUCUCUCCGCGACGGGCGACAGCGUGGUGCCGCCGGUGGCCCCGCCGUCCCCUAUCAAGCCGGAGCCCGAGUGGGAGCCGUCCCCCAUCGAGCGCUACUCCUGGACGGGAGUAGUGCGCGAGUGGGUACGCGCGCCGCCGGUCUGGAUGGGAGCGACGCCGGCGCAGGAGGCGGCGUACCUCGAGCACUGGCGCACGAUCCGGGUGGCCGAGGAGCGCCGCGACGGCGACCCCGCGCCACCAAGCCAGGCGCCGCUGCCCCUGUGCGUCGCUUGCCAGCCACCGCCGCCCCCACACGCGCUGACCGCCCCGUCCUCUCCUCCUGCCGGCGCGCCUGGACCGGCGCCCCGACGCGCGCCUCCUGCUCUGCUGCUGCCGCAGUCUACUGCUGCCGCAAACCCCACGCCCGCCGCGCCCGGUAGGCCGCUCCCACUCGCCGCUGCUCGCUACCGCGCCGCCCCUGGCUGCCUCCUUGUCGCCGGCGGCCGCACCACUGGCCGUGCCCGACGCCAGCGCCUAGGCUCGCCCCGGUGGGCGCUCGUGGCCGCGCCCGUGAGCCCGCACGCCCGUUAG